Molecule: messenger RNA, 2061 nt
Organism: Eutrema salsugineum
Lineage: Eukaryota; Viridiplantae; Streptophyta; Magnoliopsida; Brassicales; Brassicaceae
Product: probable carotenoid cleavage dioxygenase 4, chloroplastic
Exons: 1
Coding region: 67-1875 (602 amino acids)
Biological process (GO): carotene catabolic process
Cellular component (GO): chloroplast stroma
Molecular function (GO): carotenoid dioxygenase activity
Source: RefSeq, a predicted model, not a curated record
CAUACACUCAUCUACCUUCACAGGCUUCAACGUGGAGCAAAAGAAAGUAAAAAACAAAGCAGAGCAAUGGACUCUGUUUCUUCUUCUUCCUUCAUCUCCACAUUCUCUCCUAAACCCUCUCUUCUUCGUCACCGAUCUUCCUCUCACCUUCUCCUCCGCAUCAACUCCGCCGUCAUCGAAGAACGUUCUCCGGCGACUAACCCAAGCGAAAACAAUGGUCGUCGUCGUCAAACCACUCUUCCUCCUAGAAAACCUAAAAAACUCCACAAUCAUCGGAAUCCUCACACCGCAAUCUCAUCUCCGGCGAAACUCCGACCAGAAAUGAAUCUCGCAACAGCUCUCUUCACCACCGUCGAAAACGUCAUCAACACGUUUAUCGACCCACCGUCACGUCCUUCCGUCGAUCCAAAACACGUUCUCUCCGAUAACUUCGCUCCUGUUCUCGACGAGCUUCCUCCAACAGACUGCGAGAUCAUUCACGGCGCUCUUCCUCCGUCUCUUGACGGCGCUUACAUCCGUAACGGCCCGAAUCCACAGUUCCUCCCUCGUGGUCCUUACCAUCUAUUCGACGGUGACGGUAUGCUCCACGCGAUUCGAAUCCGCCGUGGCAAAGCCACGCUCUGUAGCAGAUACGUCAAGACUUACAAGUAUAACGUGGAGAACAAGACCGGAGCUCCGGUUAUGCCUAAUGUGUUUUCCGGAUUUAACGGCGUACCGGCGUCUAUGGCUCGCGGAGCUUUAACGGCGGUUAGGGUUUUAGCUGGACAGUAUAAUCCAAUCAACGGCAUUGGAUUGGCUAAUACCAGCCUCGCUUUCUUCUGCAACCGUCUCUUCGCUUUGGGAGAAUCCGAUUUACCCUACGCCGUCCGAUUAACUUCCGGUGGAGAUAUCGAGACGAUCGGACGGUGUGAUUUCGACGGGAAGUUAGCGAUGAGCAUGACGGCUCACCCGAAAACCGAUCCUGAAACCGGAGAGACUUUCGCGUUCCGGUACGGUCCGGUUCCGCCAUUUCUAACGUUUUUCCGGUUCGAUUCCGCCGGUAGGAAACAGAGAGACGUACCGGUUUUCUCGAUGACGUCUCCGUCUUUCUUACACGACUUCGCGAUCACGAAACGUCACGCGAUUUUCGCGGAGAUUCAGCUCGGGAUGAGGAUGAAUCCGAUGGAUCUGGUGUUUGAAGGAGGAUCUCCGGUUGGUACAGAUAACGGAAAAACGCCGAGGAUCGGAGUGAUUCCGCGCUACGCCGGAGACGAAUCGGAGAUGAAAUGGUUCGAGGUUCCUGGAUUCAACAUCAUUCACGCCAUUAACGCUUGGGACGAAGACGAUGGAGAUUCGAUCGUUUUAAUUGCUCCGAAUAUUAUGUCGAUUGAGCAUACUCUGGAGAGGAUGGAUCUGGUUCACGCUUUGGUGGAGAAGGUGAAGAUCGAUCUCGUCACCGGAAUCGUGACACGUCAUCCGAUCUCCGCCAGGAACCUCGAUUUCGCCGUUGUUAAUCCGGAUUUUGUCGGGAGACGGAGCCGGUAUAUUUACGCGGCGAUCGGAGAUCCGAUGCCGAAGAUCUCUGGAGUGGUGAAGCUCGACGUGAGCAAAGGAGAUCGGGACGAUUGCACGGUGGCGCGUAGAAUGUACGGGACAGGUUGUUACGGUGGCGAGCCGUUUUUCGUGGCUAGGGAUCCUGGUAAUCCGGAGGCGGAGGAGGAUGAUGGUUACGUGGUGACGUAUGUUCACGACGAAGUGGCCGGAGAAUCGAGGUUUCUGGUCAUGGAUGCGAAAUCGCCGGAGCUUGAAAUCGUCGCCGCCGUGAGGUUGCCGCGAAGGGUACCGUACGGAUUCCACGGGCUAUUUGUGAAGGAGAGUGACCUUAGUAAGCUUUAACUAUAGUCUAUAGGUAACUAAAACAGGUUUAUACAAUAAUUAAGUGUUCUUAAUCAUGUUCGAUACAGUGGAAACAAAACACACAGUGUUGUUACAUUUUAAACAUUAAAGUAUACAUAGUUUGGUGGUGGUCGAUGUAUAUAAAAAUAUAUCAAAGCUUAUAAAGAUUCUUCUUUCUUUUAAAUA